UUGUUGAAUUGCCGCGCAAAAAAAAAGCUUAGAAAAGCAGCUUCCAAAAAUCGAAAGUUGCCCAGCGCACGAGACUAACCGAGUGCCCGAAUCCGAAACGCAAGCCACGAAGCACUAAGCCACGCUUACCGUUAGACAUCGUUAACGGUACCCUUGAAAGCUUGCACGACAACGACGACGACGACGACGCCGCCGCCGUCUCAAGUGGACGCCGCUUGGAAAAACUGCACUUCAGCUUUAGUGCGAUUUUCAAACUGAACGCAGACGGUUUAGCCUAUUCCAAGCCCACAACAAAAUAAAACCUGAUCCUAAGGCCCAAAAGAUGUUGAAGCUAAAUAGCAAGGCGCAACUCACGCGGCUGGCCACACUGUUGCUCGUCGUUGGGCCAGCACUGGCCGUCGAAGUGCAGAAAUUUGGAUAUUUGUUUAACCCGCCGCAACCAGAGCAUCAUGAAAGGCGCGAAGAUAAACAGGAUCUGAACAAAAUACCGGGAGUAGCAGGCGUUGACUAUCCGAUUUACCACGAAGUUCCGCACACUCAAUUCAGCUGUCACAAUGUGCCCGCUGUUCCGGGCAUGUAUGCGAAUGUGGAGACAGGCUGCCAGGCCUAUCAUGUGUGCCACGAUGGCCGCGAGGGGCAUCAGGGGGCCUCAUUCCUUUGCACAAACGGCACCAUAUUCAAUCAGAAGGAAUUCGCCUGCGACUGGUGGUACAAUGUGAAAUGUGAGGAGGCUAUUAGCCUCUAUCAUUUAAACGCCGAUCCUGAGCAUAAUCCCUAUGUGCCCAAGAAAAAGCCUGAACUGGAACAUGAAGCACACGCGCCACAUGGCGGUGCUGGCUUUUUGAUACAUGCCUAAAUCGCAAUACAUUUCUUUCAUCCUCUAUUUAAAUUCUUUUAUUACAUUUUAUUGCGGCAAUAAAC
Messenger RNA from Drosophila virilis, 921 nucleotides. RefSeq lists its product as uncharacterized. Gene Ontology annotation, cellular component: extracellular region. Lineage: Eukaryota; Metazoa; Arthropoda; Insecta; Diptera; Drosophilidae. The record is from RefSeq and is a predicted model, not a curated record. Gene Ontology annotation, molecular function: chitin binding.